Sycon ciliatum is the source of this 2563-nucleotide messenger RNA. RefSeq names its product steryl-sulfatase-like. The transcript has 12 exons. Gene Ontology annotation, molecular function: arylsulfatase activity. The record is from RefSeq and is a predicted model, not a curated record. The coding region runs from base 183 to 1781 and encodes 532 amino acids. NCBI's taxonomy places the organism in Eukaryota, Metazoa, Porifera, Calcarea, Leucosolenida, Sycettidae.
CCCUCAGUGGGCCAGUAUCCGUGGACUCACAAGCUGUGACUUGUGAGGAUCAUGAACCAUUGCAGAUAGCAGGCACGGGGCGGAAAACUGUAGCCCGGAAGAAACAGAACAUCACUGUCAUCAGCUUAUUUUGGACUGAAAGAUUUAUUGACAGUUUGAGUGUUUCAAGCGUCACCAGCAUCAUGUGCCCGCUGCACGCAAUGAUUCCGGAAACAUGGAUGUUGACAGCACUGGUUCUGAUAGCACACAGUAUGCUGCAUACCUCAGCGGAAUCGGGAAAACCUAAGAAGCCUACAAACAUCAUAUUCAUGAUGGCUGAUGAUCUAGGCUGGGGUGAUGUUGAAUACAACAACGGUACAGCACGAACUCCUCACUUGAACGAGAUGUCCACAGCAGCUGGAAGUCUACGCUUGAACAGAUACUACAGCGGUGGUCCUGUGUGCUCACCAACACGUGGAACAGUACUGACCGGGCGCAAUCAUAAUCGCUAUUGUGUGUGGAGCGCCAAUACUGGCAACAACAAACCAGAUUUUGCUGUGGCUGAGCGCAUGCCAUUGCCAUCAUAUGAAUACACUAUUGCUACAGCUGCCAAGGCUGCGGGAUACUCAACAGCUAUGUUUGGAAAAUGGCAUCUUGGAGAUUUCUUUCAGUUGCCCAAGAGUAAUCCUAAAUGGCCGAUAUCACAUCCUGGAACACAUGGCUUUGAUGAGUGGUUGUCUACAGAGCGCUCUGCACCCACAGCAACAACCAACUGCGGAUGCUUCAAACCGGAUAAAUGCCAGAAUGGUCAUUGGCCGGACAAUGUUGCUUGUAACAACUACUGGGGUCAGAAUACACCUGCCUUGCACCUCAAUGAUGCUGGCGUUCACGGUUUUGGUGGAGCUCCUGUACCCGUUACAAACCUAAGCACACCUGUUCCUGGGGACGACAGCGAAUACCUCGGAAAUGUUGCUGAAAGCUAUAUUCGCAGACAAGUUUCCAGUGGAAGUCCUUUCUUCCUCUAUCUACCAUUCCAUACAGUGCAUAUUCGCUACGUUGCUGUGGAGCCUUUUGUCACAAUUUACCGCAGCCUGGGAAAGUAUUCACCGCAGGAGAUUGACUAUUUCGGAGCAAUUUCUGCAAUGGAUGCCCAGGUCGGUAGAAUACGAGCCUUACUCCGAGAACUUGGCAUUGAGAACAACACCAUGCUCUGGUUCAGUAGUGACAAUGGGCCUGCGCAUGGCACUCCGGGUCAAACCAAUGGGUUACGUGGGCACAAGACGGACCUGACCGAAGGUGGAAUCCGCGUCCCUGGACUCUUGGAAUGGCCUGACAGAAUCACACAACACCGCAUUGUGAACACCCCGAUUGUUUCUAGCGAUCUGAUGCCCACUUUCUUGGAGCUUGUUGAGGGACGUAUGCCAGAUAAUCGCCCAAUGGAUGGCCUGUCAGCUCUUGAUAUCAUUGAUGGCGUCUCCACCAAGCGUUCACACCCUAUAGGCUUUGCGUUCAAGAUCCAUGGGGACUUCAACAACACAUACCAUGUGGCCUGGGUGGAUAACCAGUACAAGAUCUAUGGACUGAUGAAGGAAGGCAAGUUGGCAGAGACUUUCCUCUAUGACCUGACCAAGGACCUGGCGGAAGCAAAUGACCUAUCCGCAAAGUAUCCUGAUAUUGCUAAGCGGAUGGUGGCUGACCUGGAGACUUGGCUUGUGUCAGUGGAGAACAGUGCUAAGACCGAGAGUCAGUGUUACUCUGUUAAAAGCUAUUUUGAAGAAGAUUCAAAGGAUUUCAAUGGCUGAUAACUAGGAUAAGGACAUUUACAUCAGGGAGUCGUAAAAUAACCCUCGCCAUGCUCUCACUGGAGGUCGAAGCACUCGUGCCCAAACUGAAUUAGUCUUUUGACAACGAGAUGCAUCGUUUUAGUGUCGCCUUUCGUCAGUAUUUUAUGACUCCCUGCUUUCCAUCAUAGUCCUAAUGAUGACUGCAAUCCGUUGACAUGACCAGUGACUAUACAGUACUGGGAUUAUGCUGUAGAAUGCACUUCAAGACAUCUGAAGUAGAUUCAGCAAUUCUAGGUUGCUCAUAUGUUGUUAGACUAAUCCUGGCUGCAUUCUCGUAUGGCCUGUGUGCCUUAUUACCAUCCUUGACAUCGUCUCAGUCUGAGGGACGAUGGCAUGCAUGUUGCAUGCAGGAACGCUAUUUCCGCAAUGGGAAAAUUGGUCUGGCUGAGUGGGAGCAAGUCUCGUGCGAACCGUCUGUAAAGUUUAUAUCAUUUUUUGGAGUGCCAUAUCCGGCCUGUUCAGAAGAGUCACAGCCUGUGCUGUUCGCAUGCUGUUCCGGUAUGUCCAUUCUUUGAUGUGCAGCAGGCUAUACAUGUAUCACUUGUCCAAUUAACUCUAGUUGUAUAAGGAAAUGUCCUGGCAUUGUGCACUUUGCCAUGCAAGCACGUGAAUUUCCUAACAUGUGCAUGCUGAAAGUACAGUGAUGUCAUCAUACACAAUUAUACUUAUUAUUAUUAUCAUCAUCAGCCCUGUCGUCUUUUGCCAUGGAAUCAUAUUCCUGUCAGAUGUUGACUAUCGCA